Messenger RNA from Perkinsus marinus ATCC 50983, 171 nucleotides. RefSeq lists its product as hypothetical. The record is from RefSeq and is a predicted model, not a curated record. The annotation marks the transcript as partial. Lineage: Eukaryota; Perkinsozoa; Perkinsida; Perkinsidae. The transcript is spliced from 3 exons.
AUGGACAUCCCUGAAGAAAACACACCUGAGAAGAUCAAGACUGCCAUCAAAGCCCACAGGCCGGAAGGGAGCAAGUCUGGGAAGAUUGGACUCAUAAAUAUUGUUUAUGUCGUCGAAGCUUGGCGAAGGCAGAAAAUUGCAUCGACACUUUUGUCUGUAACCUUCAAGGAG